Messenger RNA from Closterium sp. Naga37s-1, 1137 nucleotides. Lineage: Eukaryota; Viridiplantae; Streptophyta; Zygnematophyceae; Desmidiales; Closteriaceae. The record is from the annotation of a GenBank genome assembly.
AUGAACUUGGUCGCGAUGAACGAUAAGGAUGAGAUCUAUGAGGAUCCUGGGUCUACUAAGGUUGAUGAGAGCGAGGACACGGAUGAUACGGGAGCGAGUGUGGAGGCAGCAGUGAAGCAGGAAGAAGAGAUAGUCACCAUGGAGGCAGCAGCGGUGAAUGAUGGAGAUGGAGAUGGUGUCAACACUUUUGCAGCAGCGGUCGUGGUUAAAGAUGAAGCAGUAAAUGCGAAGUGUGUGGGAGUCGCUGUGAAUGGGGACAUCAUGGUGAAGGGAUCAAAGGCGAAUGCAACUGCAAAGGCUAGAGUGCUUACGAAAGAGGAACGCGUUGAGGGGUACGAGACCCGAGAGGUGUUGGGUGUUGAGAUGCCGAGGAGAAGCGAGAGGCUCAAGAAAACCUCUCAAGGUUUGGAUAUCAAGGCGCUCAACUUCAAGACACGUAAGCAAAGGUUCAAGGUGCAGGAGCUGCAGGGGAGCGUGAAGGAGAUGGCCAGCAAGCACCAUCCCCAUCUUGUGCGGCUGCUUGGAUACUGUAUGGAUAUGAACACGACCACAAGGCACAUAGAGCAGAUCCUGGUCUAUGAGUACAUGGUGAACAACGAUCUCGAGAGCUGGAUCGGACCGGGUGUCUCCCAUCCUCUUUCCCUGCGCCAACGACUGGACGUGCUGACUGGAGUGGCAAAAGGGCUGCAGUACCUUCAUGACUUUGGCAUCGUGCAUCGUGACAUCAAGCCCGCCAACAUCCUCCUCGAUGCAAAGAUGCAGGCCAAGAUUGCGGACUUUGGUCUUGUGAAGCCGAGUGGAGGCACCUGCAUGGGCACCUCAGUGGCGCCAUUGGUGGCAUCCAGCAACGUGGCAGCGUUCAAGGACCCUCACUUGAAUGCUCCAGACGACUUUGUGCUGCGCAUGGCCCGCCUUGCACUCGCCUGCACUGCCAUGCCCACUGCCUCCCGCCCCUCCAUGGCGCGAGUAUUGGGGGAUCUGCUGGCCAUGAAGGACGAGAUCUUGGGGGCUGAAGAACACAGAGCUGCAUGCCGAAUCGACAGAGAGAUCGGCAACUCAGCUGACCCGGUGGACUUUGAUGCCGAAAUGGCUCGUGUGGAACACAUGGAUGUGCAGGAUGGUUACUCUAGUGUGUAA